This is a messenger RNA of Coffea arabica (coffee), 604 nucleotides long. RefSeq lists its product as uncharacterized. The record is from RefSeq and is a predicted model, not a curated record. Lineage: Eukaryota; Viridiplantae; Streptophyta; Magnoliopsida; Gentianales; Rubiaceae.
GUUGGAUCUCUUAUCUUCUGGCUGGAUUUCCAAGUUCAGGCUUGGAUCUCUUAUAUUUUGUUCUUUAGGUUGCUUUGUCAAGAAUUAAGGGAAACAUCAAUAAUCCCCGAAUCAGAGUUGGGGGGGUUUCCAGUUUGAUGGUAGUGGUGUUAAAUUGGUGAAAGUGUGUAUUAUUACUAGCAAGAAUGGCAUUUUCAUUAAGGAGGGUAGCCAACUCGCUGCCCUUCUCGGGGCUUUUCAGAAAACUGGAACAGGAUAUGGAAACUGUGAUCAAGGUUUUGCAACCAGGUCCUUUGGGAAUAAUAGAACACAAGUUCUCUCCAGAAGAGAUAUGCAAGGCAAAUUCUACCGUAAUGACGGCAGUAGAGAAUUGGCGAAGGAACGCUAAAGUUGAGCAGCAGAGCCCCAUCUUCAAAGAAUUUAUUGAUAAAUGAUUACUAAUUGCCAGUCCAAUUAUUUCUUCAGUCCAACAUGAUAAAGGGAACGAUCAUGUAUAAAGUCUAUAGUUUUCCCUGUCUGAAUUGCAACAUAUGUUACCAUAUUGCUUCUUUUUUGCGUUGAUCCAGUUUUGAAUCUGCAUUUCAAAUGAUAGCUGUGUCAUGCC